Molecule: messenger RNA, 1527 nt
Organism: Argentina anserina (silverweed cinquefoil)
Lineage: Eukaryota; Viridiplantae; Streptophyta; Magnoliopsida; Rosales; Rosaceae
Product: sugar transport protein MST4-like
Exons: 5
Coding region: 1-1527 (508 amino acids)
Biological process (GO): monosaccharide transmembrane transport
Cellular component (GO): membrane
Molecular function (GO): monosaccharide transmembrane transporter activity
Source: RefSeq, a predicted model, not a curated record
AUGGCAGGCGGAUUUGGCGCUGCAACCGGAGGCACGGAAUUUGAAGCAAAGAUCACACCCCUUGUGAUCAUUUCUUGUAUAAUGGCAGCUAGCGGAGGCCUAAUGUUUGGUUAUGAUAUCGGAAUUUCAGGGGGUGUUACAUCAAUGCCAGACUUUUUGAAGGAGUUCUUCCCACAUGUUUACAGAAAUCAACAAAACCCAGGACUUACUGGAAAUUACUGUAAAUAUGAUAAUCAAGGGUUACAGAUGUUCACAUCUUCACUGUACCUGGCUGCUUUGAUAGCAACAUUCUUUGCAUCGUACACAACGAAAGCACUAGGUCGAAAGAUGACCAUGUUGAUAGCCGGAAUUUUAUUUUUAGCUGGAACAGCUUUCAAUGCUGCAGCUAUCAACCUUGCCAUGCUCAUUAUCGGGAGGCUCUUACUUGGUUGUGGAGUUGGUUUUGCUAACCAGGCGAUUCCACUAUUUCUAUCGGAAGUUGCACCCACAAGAAUUCGUGGGGCACUUAACAUACUCUUCCAGCUUAAUAUCACCAUUGGCAUUCUGGUUGCAAAUCUUAUCAACUAUGGAACAUCCAAAAUUACAGAAGGUUAUGGCUGGAGAAUAUCACUGGGUUUAGCUGGGGUCCCGGCACUUCUCCUAACCGUGGGGUCUCUUAUUGUAGUAGACACUCCUCACAGUUUGAUCGAACGAGGUAAGUUGGAACAAGGAAAAGCAGUUCUUAGAAGAAUUCGCGGUGUCAACAAUGUUGAACCAGAAUACUUGGAGAUUGUUGAGGCAAAUCGUGCAGCAUUCGAAAUCAAAAACCCCUUCCAAAAUCUCUUAAAGCGUAGGAACAGACCUACUUUGGUCAUUGCAAUGAUGAUGCAGAUCUUUCAACAAUUUACCGGAAUUAAUGCGAUCAUGUUCUACGCUCCAGUUUUGUUCCAGACUUUGGGAUUUAAGAGUGAUGCUUCACUUUACUCAUCAGUUAUAACAGGACUUGUCAACGUUCUCUCAACCGUUGUAUCAGUUGUGCUUGUCGAUAGAGCUGGUCGCCGGAUGCUAUUGAUCGAAGCUGGGAUUCAAAUGUUCCUCUCUCAAAUGGGAGUUGCCGUAAUUAUGGGACUUAAAGUUAAGGAUUUUACUAACAACCUAGGACACGGCUUGGGAAUUCUAGUGUUGAUUUUGGUUUGUAGUUUUGUGGCGUCUUUUGCAUGGUCUUGGGGUCCUCUAGGGUGGUUGAUCCCCAGUGAGACAUUCGCUGUUGAAGCUCGCUCGGCUGGCCAAAGUAUAGCUGUUUUUACCAACAUGCUCUUCACAUUUGUUAUAGCGCAAGCCUUCCUUUCAAUGCUUUGCCACAUGAAGGCUGGGAUAUUCGUUUUCUUCUCUGCUUGGGUUCUUGUCAUGACACUUUUUACGAUCUUCUUGAUUCCUGAGACCAAGAAUAUUCCCAUUGAUGAGAUGAAUGACAGAGUGUGGAAGCAACACUGGUACUGGAAGAGAUUCAUGGAUGACACUGAAGAUGUGGGCAAGGGUCAAGUUUAA